Messenger RNA from Besnoitia besnoiti, 687 nucleotides. RefSeq lists its product as uncharacterized. Lineage: Eukaryota; Apicomplexa; Conoidasida; Eucoccidiorida; Sarcocystidae. The transcript has 4 exons. The record is from RefSeq and is a predicted model, not a curated record. The coding region runs from base 1 to 687 and encodes 228 amino acids.
AUGGCGUCCGCCGCAGACGACGACUACUUGCGCACGGGAGGCGUCAAUCCGAGUCUCUCGAUUCUGUCGCCUGCUUCGGGGCUCGCUUCGCCGUCGCUCGCGUCGUCGGUCUCGGUCUACGCGUCGCAGCCGGGGGCCUCGCUGUCGGCGCGACCCGCCAGAGUCUCUGAGGAGCUCUACCUCAACGGAUAUGGCAAGCAAUUCGGCGACAAGAUCACCUACUCAGCCGGCGUCUCCUACGCAGCAGGCAAGCGAGGCGCCGCGCAGAGACAGCCGCGCAGAGACAGCCGCGCAGAGACAGCGGCGAGCCCGCCUCCGCACCGAGGAGGCGAUGCAGCCGCGCAGGUCGACGCCUGGCUCAGUCUGGGUGCGCUGUACGGAGUCGGUGUGGGGAUCCAGCGCGGAGGGAGCACGGCGCGGCUCCGGCUGAAUGCGCUGCUGAACGGAUGCAGCGAAUACGCUCCGAAGGCAGGCGCGCAGCUCGGAACGAUCACGCUGUUUUAUUGCUGCUUCAACAACCUCCUCGGCCUUUUCCGCGAAGACGAGCCGACGAAUGCGCCGAUUGCUGGCGCGGCGGCGGGCGCGCUGUACAAGUCGCUCGCGUCGUGGAAAGUCCUUGGAGCGUACUCCCUCACCUCCUCGCUUAUCUUCACUGGCAUCGACCAGUACCUCCGCAAGUACGUCUAG